CCAACGACAGACAUCAAGCCUCCGGUAGAUGAGGACUGCGAAGAAGAAGGAAGCGGUGAAAAGUCGACGACUCAAACGCCAUCAGAAGCCGUCGUCAAGAACGUCGUUGACACGGAAGACGUCGAUGACCUCGGUCAGAAGCCGAAGAUUCCCGCGGGCAAAGAAGAGCACAUACAGGACUUCUUGCGCACUCUCCGUACUUUCCUUAGUCGGGCAGAGCACAACGAUUUGAGGAAACUACUCGACGAUAAUCCUGGCAAAACCCUAUUGGAGAAGAUGAAGCUUGCCAUAGCGGCGGCAAACGAGCGCGAAUUUUCUAGGCUUAAGGAGCUGGAACUCAUGAAGAAACACGGCGUUGAUAUCUCCAAUGUACCCGAACCAAGGUUAAUAGCUGACUCUGAGCGUGAGGACCUAUUCAAGAAAAUUAGUGGCGUAGUCAUGGAGGAGGCGGAGAAAGAGGGACUGGAAACUGCUACUGAGCCGUCAGCUCGUACAACAACCCAGGAAACAUUACGGACCACAGCGGAGGCCGAGGAAACGCCCACAAGUGUUCAAGCAACGAGUUCCAAGGAAGGCCACAGCGAAUGGAAUCAGGAGAAAAAGAAUGACAAAGGAAUUAGCUCUGAAAGCAUAAAAGAAGAUAAAAACGAUGAAUCACUGAUACAAAAUCCUAGCACUAGCACAGAAAACAACGAAACAACGGCUCAACCGAAGACAAGUGCUGAAAUACCGGUGAGGACGGUGCAGCUCAAAGAGUUCGAUAACAAAGAGGAAAUCAUGAGCCGAGAGGCCAUUCUUGAAGCCGAAGAGAAGCGGAAGGAGGACAGUACUCUAGAGAAGAAAAGUGACGAAGAAGGUACGAACGAAGAAGACGAGGAAAAGGUAAAGACUGAGCCCAUCAAGUCAAAACAAGGAAGUGGAUCCAGCGAAGGCGGCAAGGAUGAUGAAACGAGCACGACGAGCAGUGCAACAACGCAGUCAACUGGGAACAGCUCAAAUGAGAAAAAGUCAAUGGACGACGACGAGCAUGAUUCAGAUGAAGAUAAAUCAUCGAAAUCUCGUGAAGAAAAAGUUGGUUUAACUACGUAUUCAAAAGAAGUUCCCGAUGACCGUGCACCUGAAGUUGGCACAGAAAAAACGCCGGCUGCAAAGAGAGCUGAACGAAGACGAUUAGCAAAAGAAAAAGAGGCUCAGCAGAAGAAGGACAAAGGAGGAAAGACCACGAGCCAGCAGAAGAAGGACAAAGGAGGAAAGACCACGAGCAAAUCCUCUAGCGAAGAAGACAGCCGUGACAAAACGAACCCUCUAGGGUUGCCCACUCUUCCACCACUUCCACCACCUCCAACGUUGGCGCCCAGUCUCCAAAAAGUGCUUGAUAACAUUGGAGAGCAAUGGAGGAAACUCUUCCCACCGCCCAAAGUGUUUAGACUCUAA
Cooperia oncophora is the source of this 1434-nucleotide messenger RNA. The record is from the annotation of a GenBank genome assembly. NCBI's taxonomy places the organism in Eukaryota, Metazoa, Nematoda, Chromadorea, Rhabditida, Trichostrongylidae.